GCGCAUGCGCAGUGCGCCCUAGCUUAAUGCUAAUGCUUGCACACACUGGUUUGCAGCGGCCCCAGAUAGCAACAAAAUAAACCCGCAAAUAACUUUAACUGCGAAUUUGCACUUUAAUAUGAACUGCAAAUUUAAUUCAUUGUACGCUAUGGUGGGCGGUUAAACUUGCUUUAUGCGGUUAGCGUGCGGCUACGGAGCGAAAGAGGGAAGAUUAUUUUGGCGCUCGGUCCGACUUGUGCUAGUUUGGCUAAUGUUUCUAACUCUUCAUAAAGUUAGCAUGUAAAACUUGUGAUAAUAUGUGGAAUAUCAAGCGAUGAAAAACAGCCAUCCCUACUGACCACGAGCUAAUCGAUUGCCUCAGACGCAGCUCUCACAUCUGAAAACCCUUUUUACAUUAAGAGAAUGACUGUUUGCUUUAGGCUGGGGAAUGAACCAGGAACCCUGGUGGCUGGAUCUGGGAAUCAAAUGGUCUGAAGAAGCCAUGGGAAGCUGUUUUAGCUGUCCAGAUAAAGAAUCAAUCCCUGACAAUCACCAGAGCAAAUUUAAGGUCAGCGUUUUCCACAUCAGAUUGUGAUGAUGUCGAGUGUGUUUAGUUCAUGUCGAGAUCUGCUCUGAUGAUGUUUGCAGGUGGUGAAUGUGGAUGAUGAUGGGAAUGAGCUGGGGGCAGGAAUCAUGGAGCUGACGGAGGACGAGCUGGUCCUUCGCACACGCAAAUGUGAUGCUGUCAAGUGGCCUUACCUGUGUCUGCGACGCUACGGCUACGACUCCAAUCUCUUCUCGUUUGAGAGCGGCCGUCGCUGCCAGACCGGUCAAGGAUGAGCGAGUAUUUGCAUGCUUGAUCGGGGAUAUUUGCCUUCAAGUGUUCACGAGCUGAAGAGAUCUUCAACAUGCUGCAGGACAUCAUGCAUAACAACAGCAUCAGCGUGGUGGAGGAGCCGGUGUUCGAGCCCACGCUCACUCAAGCUGAACCAGAUCUUCCCCUCACUCCACACACACCAACCACUCCUGGCAGCAUGCUCCCUGCUCUCCCGAACGGCAGCUUACGGUACCCAUCUCUGGGCGACGCUCCCUCUCACCCCUCCAGCCGGCAUCCGUCUGUCGGGAGCUCGUGUCUGCCUUCACUGGGCGAGGAGUCCACACACCCUCUGUUAGCUGCAGAGGAGGCUGUACGGGGUCACACAUACGUGAACACCAGCGGUCUGCUGGAUCAGCACAGCCCCAGUAUUUCAGAUGCUCCGGCAGAACUGAACGCCUCCUCGCCCGACGGAGAGGAACCCGUCCCUCAGGAGGCUCCGGACCCGGGCCCUCGAGUGCAGAUAGAGCCAGAAGGUGUGCGCUUCAUCCUGGGCCCGACGCCAGUGCAGAGACAGCGGCAAAAAGAAGCAACCCAGAGCACAGGAGAUGAAGAAGCAACAAACGGCAGCAUCGUUUCACAGCCUAAAAACACAGACACCGCCGAAAUCACUAAACUCGACGAACCCUCUCCUGAAGUCUCCGCACUCUCCCGCCGUCGCUCGCGCCCUCCGCCUCUCACUCCAGAUGCUAAUGCUAAUAACUCUGCUCAGCGGAGAACCGCUUUGCUAGACUAUGAAAAUCUCCCCGCUCUCCCGCCAUUAAGGGAACACCCGAAAGGCGGCUCCGAGGAUGAGGAUCAGCCAAUAAAUGGCUUCCACAACCACCGGCAGUACAGUCCCGACCCUACUCACUACUACAUCAACACCGAAAACGUCACUGCGCCGCUUAGCGCUAAUAAAGUGGAGUCGGCCCGCUGGCGGGACCGAUCCACGCCAACGUUUUUCAACUUCGACUUCCGCCGGCCAUGCCUGGAGUCACACAAACUGAACUACAUCGAGGUGGAGACCGAAACGGAGAACUCCAGCAACCCUCAGACCCCAAAAACGCCCACUUCUCCACUGCCGCAGACGCCCACCCGCCGGACGGAGCUUUACGCGGUCAUCGACGUGGAGCGAACGGCUGCCAUGUCCAGCCUGCAGAAAGCACUGCCCCGUUACGACGGCACCUCCAGAAAAACGCGCCACAACAGUGUUGAUCUGCCCAUGUGAGACACUCCCAAUUACGUUCAUACAAUUCAGAUUUCAUUGGUCGUAACAUUCAUGUAGUCGGGGGGGGAUUGGGAAGAGUGAGACGUCGAGAGAAUUUUACCCGCUCGCCCAUAUACCUUCAUUUUUAUUCCUAUGGUAAUAUACUACUACUUUUCUUACACUCGUUUUUUCAGUGCCUGUUUAUUAUGUUAAUAACAAUGGUUGGACGACAUUCCCGCGGGUCCAUUCCGUAUACGGUACAAAUCAGUAUUACUGAUCAUAUGUUUUUGUUUUUCUUUAUUUACCCUUUAUUGAGUUGACUAAGUUGUUUUUUUUUUUAAAUCUGUAUCUAAAGAUAACUUCACACACUACGUUUUGAUUUUGUUUGUUUUGUUUUUUGGCUUCGUAUAGUAGAUUUCAAUACUUGGCACAAUAAAAGUCUAUUUUGUUUGA
Messenger RNA from Danio rerio (zebrafish), 2495 nucleotides. The record is from RefSeq and is a predicted model, not a curated record. Lineage: Eukaryota; Metazoa; Chordata; Actinopteri; Cypriniformes; Danionidae.